This is a messenger RNA of Cooperia oncophora, 513 nucleotides long. The record is from the annotation of a GenBank genome assembly. NCBI's taxonomy places the organism in Eukaryota, Metazoa, Nematoda, Chromadorea, Rhabditida, Trichostrongylidae.
AUGGAUUACACGGUCUCAGGGACCGAUUCGUUGGAAAGUAUUGCUGCCGCACAUGAUUGUACAGUUGGUGAAUUAAUGAAAUUGAAUCGAAUGAGCUCUCGCAUGGUCUUUCCGGGUCAGAGAAUACAGGUGCCAUUUUCGUCGAAUGAUAAUGUGUUUGAAACUAAUGUUCUUGCUACCUCAACUCCUCGUCAUGGAAGCCAAAUAGCAGGCGGCGAAAGCGCCGCUGAUGGAAUUCGUAAAGGCCCAGGCGGUGCUGUUCCAGCACAACAUCAACGUGGCGGCGGCAGUCUCAUGAAAACACAAAGCGCACCUCUUCCUGGGCUUGACGAAGCUGAUACGGAUUGUUUGCAACGAUUUUUGAAGAUCAAGGUGAAACAGGUGACUGAGUCUGACGGCACCGUGUCAGGGACUCUUCUCGUCACUCCGAAUUGCCUGAUGUUUGAUCCAGAUGUUAACCAUCCUUUAGUCAAAGAAAAUGGACAGGAUUUAUAUGGGAUGGUGGCAAAGUAA